AGGAAGAUUUAGGCAAAUUUUUACGUUCUUCUUUCUUAAUAUUUAACCAAUAUCAUAUUUAUAUAUCUCGAAAUGAAUACACUAAACAGUCUCAAACACACAGAUUUUCUUCUUGUAAGAAAUAAACCGGGUGGUUUCCUAACCUGACCCACGCGGGUCGGGUUAGAAAAUUUAGAUUUCGCGCUCAAAAUCGCUGUGUAUCAUGGGACCGUUGACGUAGCCGCCACGUGACCGUUUUAGCCUCGUUUCAAAAUAAAGAUGCCCGGACCACCAAGAUCAACAACCGAGUCGGCUAAAAAAAGACAAAAAGCUGCUCAAGGAAAAAGGCGAAGGGAGCGACAAGUGAACAUAGGAAACCAGAUAGAUGUCUGGAAAAAUACUAAAGAAGAGUUAAACGUCAAAAGUGACGAGGAGUUGGCAAAAAAACUUCUAGAAUGUUAUAAAGAUCAACAGGUAGUGAAAAGAAAAAGAAGAAAGGUCACCUCAACCCCAGCACCAGCUCAUGGCAGUGAGGGAUCUGGGUGGUCAAGUGCUGGCUUGUCAUCUGUGAAGUCGUUCGGUUCUGGCAUGAUGUCUGGUGUUGAACCAAUGACAGACACCUCUGAAUCAUCACCAUCCCGUCGAACAAAAAGGCAUCCUGUAGCUGGAUUUAAACCACCUACAGCCACAUCUACAUUUGUUCAACCUGCUUUAGUGUCUAAACCAAAAAGUGCUACCAUAAGUAUUGAAGAAGUCAGCUAUGUAGAUGAUGGAGCUUUAUACAACGAGGAUGAUCAAACGUAUGUGCCAAGUUUUUGGGAUAUGUCUAUGAACAUUGACACUGCAAAUAUCCCUCCUGAUCAGAUGAUAGAAGAUGAAGGGGACAUAACUGUUGCUGUGCAUGACAUUGAGGAGGAAAUUUUGACUGUUGAAGAGGAAGACAGUUCAAGGCCAGAAGUAAAAAAACUCAGUGAAGUGAAGAUGGAAGACAUGCAGGACCCUUUCAUUCUAGUUUCACAGUCCUGUCUACUUCAGUUAGCGUCCUCCUUUCAAAUGAAAAGCUGCAAUAAAUGCAGCAGUAUGGUGUCAAUAAAAACGAAACGCAAUGGAACUGGCAUUAUUCUAAACUGGGAGUGUGACAGAAAGCAUGUAAGUCACAGCUGGAGAAGCCAACCAGUGAUCAGAGGUGGGGCUUUGUUAGGGAACAUAAAAAUGGCUGGGGCUAUUUUGCUGUCUGGCAACAAUUACCAGAAGGUAGCUCUUCUUUGCAAGUUCUUGAAUCUAGGACUUGUUUCUUCAUACAGUUUUCACCAGAUUCAAUCACAUUAUGUUGUACCUUCUGUAGAGAAGUUGUGGGAGAAGGUGAAAGGAACUGCACAAGAGGAGCUUCGUGCAAAUAAUGUUGUAGUUGCAGGUGAUGGACGUAUGGACAGUCCUGGCCAUUGUGCAAAAUAUUGUACCUACACUGUCAUGGACCAAGCCAGUAAAAAGAUCAUUGCGAUGGAAAUAGUAGACAAAAGGGAAUGUGAGCUUCAUUCUGGAAGAAUGGAAGCAGCAGCUUUUGAAAGAGUACUGGCAGACAUUCAGAAUGCUGGUUUACAUGUUUCAGAAUUUGUUACAGAUGCACACCCACAAAUUGCAGCUAUCAUGAGAAAGAAAUUUCAACAUAUCAGGCACAGUUGGGAUAUGUGGCAUGGUGCGAAAAAUCUUGGUAAAAAAUUAUGUGCUGUUUCACAGGAGAAGGGAAAUGCUGCACUAAAGCCAUGGAUAUCAUCAGUGACUAAUCACUUCUACUAUGCUGCAGAAAAUUGUGAAUCAAGUGAAAUGAGACUGAAGAUUAAACUAGCACAAAUAUUGAAUCACUGUGCAGAUAAACACAAAUGGAUGCUUGGCCAGUGUGAUCAUGGAGAACUUGAUGAAGCAAGUAGGAAUAAAGAAUGGUUAAACCCAGGUGGUCCAGAGUUGCUGGCUCUUGAAAGGGUGUUGUUCAAUGCCAGAUUCCUGUCAACAAUGAGAUAUUAUGUGACCUGCCAGACAACUUCUGAGCUGGAGUCAUUCAACAGUCAUUUAUUGAUGUAUGCUGCUAAAAGACAGUCCUUCACUUAUGGUGUUUACAAGGCCAGAUGUCAGUUGGCUGCUAUUGAUUAUAUGAUGCAUUUAGAGAGACCUUACAAAACCAACAAAAAAGGCGAACAAUACUAUAACAGAGCAUUUUCAAAAGCCACCAACCAGUGGGUUGUUAAGCCAGUUAAGGAGAAGAAGCAAUAUUCGUAUAUACCGGAAUUAUUACUUGAUGUGAUUGUGUCGUAUUGUGCCGGUUCCAAGAAACUCAGGGAUCCAGUAGAGAAAGCCCCUUCUGACCCAAUACAUGUAGCUCAAACAAUUGCUCCUAAACAACCCCCACAAACUAAGGAGCUUGUAGAGAAACAGGAACCAAGACUUAGAUUGAAGGCAGGGACCAGCAAGGAAACUCUUGAUUAGAUGGAAAUAUGCAUAGUUUCCUUUCAAAGGAUAAGAAGUGACAGAACAUAGUUUCCUUUCAAAGGAUUAGAAGUGACAGAACUUUAGUAUAUCACCUGGUCACAGAAAAUUUAACAUUAGCAAAAUCCUGGUGAAAAGGGGGAAACCUCAUUAAGCUGUUUUGCUUAUGAUAGCUUUUAAACUUUUAUUAAUAUGUAGAAGUAUUAUCUAUUUCACUGAAAUACACAAAACGUUGACAUAGAAAUAAAGAUGAACAUGCUGAAA
Molecule: messenger RNA, 2724 nt
Organism: Ruditapes philippinarum (Manila clam)
Lineage: Eukaryota; Metazoa; Mollusca; Bivalvia; Venerida; Veneridae
Exons: 14
Coding region: 259-2460 (733 amino acids)
Source: RefSeq, a predicted model, not a curated record